This is a messenger RNA of Cajanus cajan (pigeon pea), 1577 nucleotides long. RefSeq names its product etoposide-induced protein. The record is from RefSeq and is a predicted model, not a curated record. Lineage: Eukaryota; Viridiplantae; Streptophyta; Magnoliopsida; Fabales; Fabaceae. Gene Ontology annotation, biological process: macroautophagy. Gene Ontology annotation, cellular component: endoplasmic reticulum.
ACAAACAUGCAACUAAAUAUUCCCAUUUGAUCUUUUCCUGAUGAAGUGAAACAAACAACUUGAUAGAAGUAUCAGAGUACACCAAAAUUCAACCCAACAAAAAAACCUGGUUCGUAGGUGGUGGAGCGUGGACCAACAUAGGAAAAAACAGAACACAAAGGUGUCUGAUGAAGUGAAAGGUUGUGUUGUGAAGAGUGUUUCGAUUUCUAAGUAGCAAUGGAUGUCAGCGCCAAACUGAGGGUCGUUGGUAUUCUAUGGUUGAAAGGUGUAGGAGAGGCGUGUUGCCUUCAUCGCGUUCUUAUUCUCUGCAUUAGGUCGAAGAGGCUAUUGAUGCGAACUGGUCAGUGUUUCCUCUUAAAUGGUUUCAUUUUCUUAGGAAGUAUAUUCGUCCUAAACUCAGUUGUGAUCCCUGCAUUGUGGUGGAUAUUACCUGAUCAAUGCUCACAGAUUGUUUCUCAUAAACUGUGUGACUUAGGUGGCACUUUGAAAUUUUAUUCUUUCUUACGUCUUGCACUCAUUCAGCUCUUUUAUGUUCUUUGGUUUUACCCUUUAUAUGUGUUUAGCAUAGUUCUUAGCACCAUUUGGUACAAUGACAUUGCCAAAUAUGGGUAUGCUGCAAUGGGAAGAUCUAAGCUUACGGCAGAGAGAGGCUCAAGCCAAAACAACUCUUCACCUGUACAAAAUGCUAAACAUGUAAAAGGACCAUCUGGAUUGGGAGGGGUCAUGAUUGGAAUAGGACAGCAGGUGUACUCGAUACUCCUUUUGAGUGUUUUCUUUCUUGAGGUCUAUGCAACAGGAUUCAUACCAUACAUAGGGAAGCUGCUCAACUUUUUACUCCUCUCCUGGAUGUAUGCAUAUUAUUGCUUCGAGUACAAAUGGAAUUUCAAUGAAGUGGCUCUUGACCGAAGGCUGGACUACUUUGAAUCUCACUGGCUAUUUUUUGCUGGUUUUGGGAGCCCUUGUGUUCUGGCCAUAUUUUUUUUCUCUCCCCUCGUGAGUUAUGGGAUUAUGGCUAUACUUUUUCCACUGUUUGUUCUAACUGCAACUGGGUCGGAGUCUGAGCAAGAAAUAUCCUUUGAAAAACAUAAAUGGAGAGCUACAGGAGUGGAAAGACUUCCAAUAUUUUAUGUUGCAGACAAAGUGUCGAUGUGGAUGUUAUCUCUUUUACCCCUGGAGAAAAGGGACCAGGUACAAGACAGAAAAGCACAAUGAGAUUGUCGUAGUCAGUUAUUCUGGCAUAGCUGAUGACACGACAAAUUUUAUGUUGUAACAAGCUGGUGCACACGUGACUUCAGAAUUCAGACGCAGAAAGUUAAAGCUACUAACCACUGCCAGAUCCAAAAUCUCACCGAAAUGGUCCACGUUACAGGGUUGGCCUCAACUUGGGUUUGCAUUUUAGGAAUCCUGUUUGUACUCCUUCCACCACCACCCGUAACAUUAUAUACGAAUUUUAAAUUAUGCUGUGUUUCAUAUACAUGCUACAGUUGAGUCUUUUCCGUAUAUGCAAUAUAAUAUAUUAAAAGUGACAUGCUAAUUGAAACGUGGUGUGUGCUAAUAAUAUGUGCAUAUUUCCCUGC